AUGGAAGCGAAAAACUCUGAGGCAGAAGGAGCUCCAUCAGAGGAAGGUCAGAGGGCGCAGGCCCAGGAGGAUGCCCGAGAUGCCCUGUCAAGUGCAGGAGAUGACAAGAGGGAUGAGGAGGAUGAGGAACUGCAUCCUCUAUCGCCAGGUGAACUCAAGAAUGAAGACUUGAGAGGAAACUUCAGAAACCAAGUUGGACCUAAGAGGCAGAAAAGAAGCCACAUCAUCCAGAAGAGGGAUAAACCCAUUCCUUGCCAAGGGGGGGAUUCCCAAGAAGUAAUUCACAUGGUGAAGGAAACAUACAAGUGCUUGGCGUGUGGAAUGAACUUCUCAGAUCAAUGCCAAUAUAAUGUCCAUUUACAAAUGCACAGUGGAAAGAAGACCGAUAAAUUGCUGGAGUGUGGAAAGACUAUGUUUUGCAGAGCAGAGCUCCUUAGACAGCAAAGAACACAAAGAACACAUAGAGGAGAGAAACGUUAUAGCUGCUCAGAAUGUGGCAAGAGAUUUUCAGAAAAAUCAGACCAUGUUCGACACCAAAGGAUUCAUUCAGGUGGGAAGCUAUUUUGUGGGAAGAGAUUCAGUCGCAGUGGCCACCUUCAAACCCAUCUAAGAAACCACACAAGGGAGAUGCCUUUUGAUUGCUCAGAGUGUGGGAAAAGAUUCAGUUACGGUAGCAGUCUUCAACAGCAUCAAAGAACCCACACAGGGGAGAAGCCUUUUGAAUGCUCAGAGAGUGGGAAGAGAUUCAGUCACAGUAGCAGUGUUCAACAACAUCAUAGAACCCACACAGAGGAGAAGCCUUUUGAAUGCUCAGAGAGUGGGAAGAGAUUCAGUCACAGUAGCAGUGUUCAACAACAUCAUAGAACCCACACAGAGGAGAAGCCUUUUGAAUGCUCAGAGAGUGGGAAGAGAUUCAGUCACAGUAGCAGUGUUCAACAACAUCAUAGAACCCACACAGAGGAGAAGCCUUUUGAAUGCUCAGAGAGUGGGAAGAGAUUCAGUCACAGUAGCAGUGUUCAACAACAUCAUAGAACCCACACAGAGGAGAAGCCUUUUGAAUGCUCAGAGAGUGGGAAGAGAUUCAGUCACAGUAGCAGUGUUCAACAACAUCAUAGAACCCACACAGAGGAGAAGCCUUUUGAAUGCUCAGAGAGUGGGAAGAGAUUCAGUCACAGUAGCAGUGUUCAACAACAUCAUAGAACCCACACAGAGGAGAAGCCUUUUGAAUGCUCAGAGAGUGGGAAGAGAUUCAGUCACAGUAGCAGUGUUCAACAACAUCAUAGAACCCACACAGAGGAGAAGCCUUUUGAAUGCUCAGAGAGUGGGAAGAGAUUCAGUCACAGUAGCAGUGUUCAACAACAUCAUAGAACCCACACAGAGGAGAAGCCUUUUGAAUGCUCAGAGAGUGGGAAGAGAUUCAGUCACAGUAGCAGUGUUCAACAACAUCAUAGAACCCACACAGAGGAGAAGCCUUUUGAAUGCUCAGAGAGUGGGAAGAGAUUCAGUCACAGUAGCAGUGUUCAACAACAUCAUAGAACCCACACAGAGGAGAAGCCUUUUGAAUGCUCAGAGAGUGGGAAGAGAUUCAGUCACAGUAGCAGUGUUCAACAACAUCAUAGAACCCACACAGAGGAGAAGCCUUUUGAAUGCUCAGAGAGUGGGAAGAGAUUCAGUCACAGUAGCAGUGUUCAACAACAUCAUAGAACCCACACAGAGGAGAAGCCUUUUGAAUGCUCAGAGUGUGGAAAGAGAUUCAGUCGGAGUGGCACUCUUAAAAAACAUCUAAGA
Molecule: messenger RNA, 1788 nt
Organism: Gekko japonicus
Lineage: Eukaryota; Metazoa; Chordata; Lepidosauria; Squamata; Gekkonidae
Product: zinc finger protein 883-like
Exons: 2
Source: RefSeq, a predicted model, not a curated record